Stegostoma tigrinum is the source of this 891-nucleotide messenger RNA. RefSeq names its product myeloid-associated differentiation marker homolog. The coding region runs from base 1 to 891 and encodes 296 amino acids. The transcript has a single exon. NCBI's taxonomy places the organism in Eukaryota, Metazoa, Chordata, Chondrichthyes, Orectolobiformes, Stegostomatidae. The record is from RefSeq and is a predicted model, not a curated record. Gene Ontology annotation, cellular component: membrane.
AUGCCGGUCAGAUUCAGUGACAUGAGUAACCUGACCUCUCCGAAGACGAUGAUACAGCUGCUGGAGAUGCUGUUCACCUGCACGGCUUUCAGCCUAGUGAGUUUUGCCGGGUUCAGCAGCCGGAGCGGAGCCUUCACCACUUUCGCCAUGUUCACCUGGUGCUUCUCCUUCGUCGCCACCACGCUCGUCUUCCUGGCCGAGUUCACACAAUUCCACAGCCUCCUCACCCUCUCCUGGAAGAACCUGCCCGUCACGGUGGCCGCCUUCGCCGCCCUCAUGAACCUGGCCGCCUCCGUCACCUACCCGCUGAUGGUGCUGAGCGUUAUCCCGGUCCAGGAGGGCUGGAGCGAACUCCCUUCUCCUUACCAGAUCGCGGCCACCCUCGCCUCCUGUCUAGCUUUUUUGGCCUAUUCGGCCGAGCUCCUCGUCCUUCUUCAGAAGGACGAGGAAAGAGCUGCUUAUAUGGCGACCUGGCCCGGACUGCUCAAGGUUCUGGAGGUUUCUGCGACCUGCGUCGUCUUCGUUAUCCUGACGACUGUGAGUAGUCCGGAGUUCGCGGGCUUUCGCUGGGCCGUUGGUGCGCUCUGCGCCUGCGCCCUGCUUUCGCUAGCGGUCAUCUUCAUGAUGGUGGGCGACCUCCGAGCGCAUUGCCCGUUCCCCGCCCUCCAGGUCCUGCUGGUCUUCAGUGCCCUGGCAUUCCUCCUGCAGGGGUCCGUGUUGGUUGUCUGGACCCUGGAGCUCCUCCGCAAAACUCAAGGCCUGGACAAAUGCAUACAGAUGAACUGCCGCUGGAACCAGAUGCUUCUGUCUGCUGCUCUCAUCGCCCUGAAUGUCAUGGCCUACCUGACUGAUCUGAUUUACUCCAUCCAGCUGAGCUGCUGCAGGAGCUGA